This is a messenger RNA of Chanos chanos (milkfish), 3213 nucleotides long. RefSeq names its product growth factor receptor-bound protein 14 (gene grb14). Lineage: Eukaryota; Metazoa; Chordata; Actinopteri; Gonorynchiformes; Chanidae. The coding region runs from base 196 to 1794 and encodes 532 amino acids. The record is from RefSeq and is a predicted model, not a curated record. The transcript is spliced from 15 exons. Gene Ontology annotation, biological process: negative regulation of insulin receptor signaling pathway; insulin receptor signaling pathway. Gene Ontology annotation, cellular component: cytoplasm; plasma membrane.
AGUGUAAAGUACAGUGGAAACUGUGGUGCGAAGUCCGUGACAAAGGAACAGUUGGUUUUACUGUCUGGCAGACCUCCAGGACCAAUUACACAAUAAAGUUGCAUACCAGCAAUGAGGCGUCUUUGGUGAAAGGACUGCUGGUCGCUCAGGUCUGUUCUCCAGAUGAUGCCAAAGUGGUGGAUUUAGCCGGUCCCCAUGAGUGAUAUGAGAAAGAGGUUGGAGGAGCUACACCCCGCCGGCAGCUUUGGAGAGAAAGCGGCACUAUUUCGCAGUGCACAGGGAAAUGUGAGUGGUUUCUCCAGUCCCACACUCAUUCCCCUCCGCUCUCCAUUACAACCUCCCUCUGCUCAGAACUACAGGACCUCCCUCCCUUGCAAGGGAAACAGGAAAAGUAGAGAGGGGGAGGAAUUGCUGCCUUCGCCUGUACCAAACUCUUUUCCAGAGCUCUUCUCUUCUAAUGUGUCCUCUCUAGUCACAGAGUGUUUAUUGCCCUGGACCAAAAACAGCACCACUCAGGUAAUCAAAGUAUACAGCGAAGACAACACCAGUCGGGCAGUGGAGGUUCCCAGUGACAUCACGGCCCGGGACGUUUGCCAGCUGUUUGUUCUGAAAAACCACUGCAUUGAUGACCACAGCUGGACGCUGUUUGAGCAUCUGUCACAUCUGGGCAUCGAAAGAACCAUAGAAGACCAUGAGUUGGUAUUGGAGGUUCAGUCUAGUUGGGGAAUGGACUCCGACAGCAAGCUAUGCUUCAGGAAGAACUACGCCAAAUACGAAUUUUUUAAGAAACCUCUGGAUUUUUUCCCAGAGAACAUGGUGUCCGUAUCCAGUGAGGCCAACGGAAUCAUGAACCACUCUCAGCUCAUCCAGACAUUUCUCAGCUCCAGCACCUGUCCUGAGAUCCAUGGCUUCCUCCACGCUAAAGAGCAAGGCCGAAAAUCCUGGAAGAAGUUCUAUUUUGUGCUGAGAAGAUCGGGCCUUUACUUUUCCAACAAAGGCACAUCAAAGGAGCCCAGGCAUCUCCAGUUUAUUGCAGAGUUCAGUGACAGUGAUGUCUACACGUUGUUAUCGGCCAAAAAACUGCACGGUGCUCCCACUGACUACGGCUUGUGUGUGAAGUCAAACAAGUCGAGCUCGCCAAGGGACCUGAAGCUGCUGUGUGCAGACGAUGAGCAGACCAGGACCUGCUGGAUCACUGCCAUGCGUCUCUUUAAGUAUGGGAUGCAGCUGUAUGAGAACUUCAUUCAUCCUCACCAGAAGCAGAAAAGCUCUCCUAUGAGGAGCAUCUCAGAGAAUUCGCUGGUAGCCAUGGACUUCUCAGGACACCGUAGUCGGGUUAUAGAGAAUCCGUCUGAGGCACUGUCUGUGGCUGUGGAGGAGGGCUUAUCAUGGAGGAGGAAGAGCUGCCAUCGUCUGAGCUCGCAUGGAAGUCCGUCCACGUCUCAGAACCCCAUGUCCAACAUCGUGAUACACAUGGCUCAGCCCUGGUUUCAUAGUAAACUCUCCCGAGAUGAAGCUCACAGGCUCAUCACUCAACAGGGCCUUAUUGAUGGGGUUUUUCUCUUAAGGGACAGCCAAAGCAACCCCAAGACUUUUGUUUUAUCACUGUGCUAUGCACAGAGAAUAAAACACUUUCAGAUCUUACCUGUGGAGGACGAGGGUGAGAUGUUCUACAGCCUGGAUGAUGGACACACGCGCUUCACUGAUCUCAUCCAGCUGGUGGAGUUUUACCAGCUCAACAGAGGAGUGCUGCCAUGCAAACUCAAGCACCACUGUGCCAGAAUCACCCUCUGAGGGGUCACAGCUGGCCCUUGGAGGUCCCCCCUCCUGCAGACCUCCUCUUGGGCCCCCAAAUGCACCUUAGAGCCAGGGUCUCUCUGGAGAGUUACCAUCGCAUCCCGUGCCUUGGACAGGAGCCUGCAGUCACAAACCAGCUGACCCCACUUACUUCGCCCCCUUACAAUCUACCUUUUCCGGACAACCUGCUCACUUAUCUCGGGGUGCUAUAAGGACUUAUUCAUCACAUGGGAGAGGCAGUAUGAGUGUGACAGUACUUAGAGGGAAAAAUAUUGUGUGUGUGUGUGAGUGUGUAUGUGUGUGUGUGUGUGUGUUUGUGUGUGUGUGUGUGUGUGUGUGUGUUUGUAUGUACGUAAAUCCGCAUGGUCCUCGGUAGGUUUCAGCACAUUGUUGGGGUGUGGUCAGGUAUGGAGACUUUAAGAGGGCUGUUUGUCUGUGGUUGAAGUACUGUAAUAUAAUGUUAAAAUAAUGGACUUUAUGAGCGCAGUGUAUUUGCUUUGGUUUUUCAUUUGUUUGUUUUGUUUGUUUUUUUGUUGUUCAACAGACAUUCUCUCGCUGCGAGUGGGGAAAGCUCUUUUGGUAGCAUACUGUUAAUGGAAGCUAAUCUCUGACAGCUAAUGGUCUGUGUGCAUAUGCUGUAGACAAACUGAUAAAACAUGCCAUGAUCAACAAGCACAAAUAAGCUGAAAAAGCUGGGUUUGUCAGGAGAGAGAGAGAGAGAGAGAGAGAGAGAAAGAGAAGGAGUUUUGGGGUCUCACAGAGACCGACACCAUCCUCUCUGUCCUGGACCUUCUGGGUAAAAACUCACUUUCAUUUUUAUUUCCUUCUUUAAAUCAUGUGACAAGAUAUUCAGGUAUUUUCUAUAUAAAAUGUGACGUGUUUUUUUUUUUCUGAGAUAUUGAGAUAUGUGGUUAGCAGAGGCGAAUGUGUUUUUUUUUCCUUUUUGCACGCUGUGCGAGUUAGAUUGCGAUCGGUGUGUUGUGUGACACACCAGCCAAUGAUGCAUAGACACACACACACACACACAAACUCAUACACAUGCUCUUCACAACACGCUACUGUACCUGAAUGUGGAAAAUGGACUGACUGCAUAUGAAUGAUAAUGUCACGCCGCCCUUGAAAAAUAUCAUGUUCAGUCGUUGCAAUGUGGUUUACAUUUUAGGAAUCUUCGGCAAAAGUAUGAGAUUUAGAAUCAUGUCACUCACUAACAACUGAUUAUCUCUGAAUUGUUGUACAUUGAAAUUUUUUUUAUUUUAUAAACUGUUUUCAAGGUUCAGGUAUACUGGUGUACUCCCGAACGGGCUACGUUUUGAUAGCAAGACCACUAGCAGAGACUAGCAAUGAAUGUACAGUCCCUUCAGGUUGUGAAACAUACUGUAACAGCAUCAGAAAAGAAAUAUCCUAAAGAGAACAAAA